AUGUCCAGCCCACGAGACCAUGUCCAAUUCCACACGACGUCGUCCCACGCACCAUUCCCGCUCUCCGCCCUCGUCGCCGUCGUCGUUCUCCUCCUCCUCCUCUCCACCGUCCAACUCGCCGCCGCGGCCGCUGCGGGGGACGUCCCCCUGCUCCCCCUGCGCGUGACCAACAACUGCAAAGAACCUAUCUGGCCAGCCAUCCUGACGCAGUCCGGCACCGGCCCCGCGAGCUCGGGCUUCCUGCUCGCCCCCGGUGCCACGAACCCGCAGACCGUCGGGCUCGACUGGAAGGGCCGCGUGUGGGCGCGCACGAACUGCAGUUUCCCCACGACGGGGUCGGGGUCGGGGUCCGCGCCGGCCCCGGCGAGCGGGCAGGGAGGCAGUCCGUGCCAGACCGGGGACUGCGGGAUGUUUUUGGAGUGUCAGGGUGCGGGUCAAGCACCAGCAACACUGGCCGAGUUCACCAUGUCGUCCGACACCAACCAGUGCUUCUACGACAUCUCGCUGGUCGACGGCUACAACAUCCCCAUGGGCAUCAUCUCCUUGCUCAGCCAGACCGGCGACGCAAACCUGACCGAUAUCCCUCCCAACCUGACCAACCCCGUCUGCAUCGGCACCUCGUCCCUUCUCGCCCCCGUGGGUGACGCCCCGGACGCCGACUUUGGCUCAAAUUCCACGUACCCCCUCCCGCUCGACCAGGCCGUGACUUCGUCCUUCGUGCAGGAUUGGUGCCCGUGGCCGCUGCAACUCACUCCGCCCACCAAGCCGGGCGACGGCGUCUAUCCUUACCCCGAUGACAACAUCCAACGACCCAUCUUCAACCCCUGCCUCAGCGCCUGUGCAAAGUGGAACAAAGCUAAGUACUGCUGUACUGGUAAUCACGGUACGCCCGCCACCUGCUCCCCGAGCCUCUACUCGCAGCAAGCGAAGAAGCUGUGUCCCGAUGCAUACAGCUAUGCCUAUGACGACCAGACCUCCACCUUCAUCAUUCCCCAGGGCGGAGGAUUCGAAGUCGUGUUUUGUCCUGCGGGCCGGAGCACCAAGAUCCUCGCCACGUUUGGGGACCAAUUGAGGCAGUUGGCACAGACGGGACAUGCAACGAGGGAUAUCAUCUCGUUGGCGCAGAAUGUCUCCUAUAUCAGGGAGAAGAGUGCUGCUGACCGGGUCACCGUGCCGAGCACUCUGUGGGUUGUCUUGGUGGGAUUGCUGCUCUCUUGGGUUGGAGGAUUUUGA
Messenger RNA from Cladophialophora immunda, 1233 nucleotides. RefSeq lists its product as uncharacterized. The transcript is spliced from 2 exons. Gene Ontology annotation, cellular component: extracellular region. Gene Ontology annotation, biological process: defense response. NCBI's taxonomy places the organism in Eukaryota, Fungi, Ascomycota, Eurotiomycetes, Chaetothyriales, Herpotrichiellaceae. The record is from RefSeq and is a predicted model, not a curated record. Bases 1 to 1233 code for a protein of 410 amino acids.